Medicago truncatula (barrel medic) is the source of this 2708-nucleotide messenger RNA. RefSeq names its product ubiquitin carboxyl-terminal hydrolase 25. Gene Ontology annotation, cellular component: nucleus; cytosol. The record is from RefSeq and is a predicted model, not a curated record. The transcript has 9 exons. The coding region runs from base 181 to 2172 and encodes 663 amino acids. NCBI's taxonomy places the organism in Eukaryota, Viridiplantae, Streptophyta, Magnoliopsida, Fabales, Fabaceae. Gene Ontology annotation, molecular function: cysteine-type deubiquitinase activity. Gene Ontology annotation, biological process: protein deubiquitination.
AAAUAAAAUAAAAAAAUAACAGAGAAACAAAGAGAGGGAAAGAAAAGAAGAACCUCUCUAAAGCUAUCGAAUUCGCGCGAUGCGAUUACGGUGGCGGCGUUGGCGGCGUUCAGAAUUGUCCCCUUCUCCACCGUCCAAUGCUGUGGUGGCUCCACCCUGUCUCCGCCGUCUGCGUCGUUGAUGGCUUUGCAGAUGACCUGGAACCCUAAUCUCCUCACUCCCAAACGCAAAACUUCUCCUCCGUUAGGUCUUCGCAAUCUCGGUAACUCUUGCUAUCUCAAUAGCGUUCUUCAGUGCCUCACUUUCACUCCUCCUCUCGCCAAUUUCUGUCUCCGUUCUCUUCAUUCCUCUCUCUGUGAUAAUUCUGGUUCAUCGUGUCCGUUUUGCAUAUUAGAGAAACAAAUUACGCGGUUACUCCGAUUGGAUCUUACUUCCGACGCGCCAACGAAGAUUCAAAGCUGUAUACGGAUCUUCGCGGAGCAUUUUCGUUUCGGUCGUCAGGAGGACGCACAUGAGUUUUUACGAUACGUUAUUGAUGCUUGUCAUAAUUCGUGUCUGCGUUUGAAGAAGCUUAGAAGGAAAGGUGGCGGUGGUGGUGAAGGUGGAGGUUCUGUUGUGAAGGAAAUUUUUGGCGGUGCUUUGCAGAGUCAGGUUAAGUGUUUAUCUUGCGGAUACGAAUCGAAUAAGGUUGAUGAGAUUAUGGAUAUUAAUCUCGAUGUUUUUCAUAGUAAUUCGAUUAGGGAUUCUAUGCAAAAGUUUUUUCAGCCUGAGGUUUUAGAUGGAAAUAAUAAGUACAAAUGUGAUGGUUGUAAGAAGUUGGUUGCGGCGAAGAAGCAGAUGUCCAUACUUCAAGCACCUAAUAUACUUGUGAUACAGCUCAAGAGAUUUGAGGGCAUAUUGGGUGGCAAGAUUGAUAAGGCUGUUGGAUUUGAAGAGGUUUUGGUCCUUUCUAACUUCAUGUGCAAAGCAAGCCAGGAUCCGCAACCAGAAUAUAAGCUCUUUGGUACUAUUGUACAUUCAGGAUACUCCCCUGAAUCUGGUCACUAUUACGCUUAUAUAAAGGAUGCAAUGGGUCGUUGGUAUUGCUGUGAUGAUUCUUGUGUAACACUUGCAUCCCUGCAAGAAGUUUUGUCAGAGAAGGUUUAUAUUCUCUUUUUCUCUCGUACUAACCAAAGGCCAGCAUCAGUUAGUAGUUCUCUUGCAUCUAAUGGUGUAAAGCCACAUCAUUCCAAUGGGAGUCAGGCAUCUGAAUCCCCUAAGGUUGAUGUACAACUCAAAGCAGUGCAAGCAAAAUCAGAUUCUGAGCAAUCUUCUUGGAAAGAUAUGCCAAGUGUAUCUAAGAUUGGUAAAGUUCCUUCUGGCUUGCGAGUGAAGUUUGGCAUUAAUGGAAGUUCAAUUUCCAAAAGAAGUCCCGUUCCUGUAAGUCUCAAUGGAAAAGUUGAUGUGUUUAGUAAUCAACCCUUACUAACAAAUGGGCAUGCAACAGAUUCAGUUUCUUUGGAGAAUGGUAAGAAAGAUCCUUCUUCACCAUUACCCACCAAGAACGGCUUUGACAAAACUAAAGUUGAUGUUGCUAACAACUCGAAACGGAAGGAGUCGACAGUAACAAAUGGAUACGCUGGUAUUCGGAAGGAGUCGACGGUAACAAAUGGAUACGCUGGUAUUCGGAAGGAGUCGACGGUAACAAAUGGAUACACUGGUAUUCAGACGGUUGAUACCCAUUCUGUAAAACUUGAUCCUCCGGAAGAUAUUGAUAGAAGCGAGGUAAUCUCAGGUAGAGAGCCUGCCAACUUUAAGCAAGAAACUAAUGGUGUCCUGAACAAAUCUAAAAUAUUGGGGAAUAAGAGAAAAGUACAGGAGUCUCCAUGCAUUUUGCUUGCCCAAGAUGGUCAGUCUCGUGCUAGAGUUGAAGAAAUGAAAUACAUUCUUGAGAAAGAAGCAAAGUCAGUUUUGAGGUCAUGUGGCUGGACAGGUAAGGUUGAUGAGUUUAUGCGUGUUAGAAAGAGGCUGCAUGAAAAAGAAGCGGGGUGUUUAACAAGUGAUGUAAAAAGGAAGUUAAUAGGAGAUGCCCGGAGUGCUUUCAAAUCACAGAUUCCCGAGUCAUUGAGAAAGGAUCUGAUUGCACGUCUCCAAUCAUUUAGCCAAGAAAAAGUACAAUUUGAAGGGCCUUGAUCACACGGUUUCGUUGGUAUGAGCAUGUUGAUGUGUCUUUGCCAGUGAUGCCUGGUGUGUAUACUGUAUUACUAAUUAUCGUAGGAAUGGUGGUACCCAUACUCGGAUGUGUAGUUUGGGUUUGUCACAUACUGACUCUUUGAGCUAGUGCUGGCGUUAGUGGCUGGAGAACAUGGAGAGACUGUGUCGUUCAAGUCUUCUCUACAGUGCUUUGUAAUGAUUUUGUAGGUGCUCCUUCCAUAUUUGAUAUAGAAGUUCAGAUUUCAUGUUUUUGCUAUAUGUUCUCUUUCUCCGUGGAGGCUACGAAGUUUUAUUUAAUCGUUGAGGAGAGUAUACGGAAUUCUAUUCAUUUUGUACAAUCUGUUUUAGUUGUGUACUGGAGCAAAGUCAUAUUUUUCUAUAAUGUUGCUCUACAAAUUUUGCAUCUUAGAUGAGGCUGUAUAUGGCUUUUGGAUACAUAUUACCGACUUUAUGAUUGUAGUUUUUGGUAUCAAGUGAAAAAAUAUUAGUCUGUGAUAGUGGACGUUAUUCCAAAA